AUCUGUCAGUCCUGUCCUGAAAAAGAAAACUGGCUUGUGUCAAACAAAAAGUAAAAAAAGAGCGAACCAAAAAGAAAGCUUUUCAAGUGAAAUUUCUCAACAAUUUUUCUGUUAUAGUCCCUCAAAUCGAAGUAGAAGAAUAAAUUUAUUUCCGCUAUUGUUUAAAAGAUUUCUCAAACAAUUCCAAACUAACGCAAAAAUGGCACAAAAUAUCAGCCCGGACCAUACUCAUUCGUCCAAUUUGAAACAUAAUGACGACUCGGUUACAAUAAAAGAUAAUCACGCAGUCAGCAAGAGGUUACAAAAGGAACUAAUGAAUCUGAUGAUGUCCGCUGAGAAAGGUAUAUCGGCCUUCCCCGACGGCGAAAACAUCUUCAAAUGGAUUGGCACCAUAACGGGCGCUGACACAACCGUUUACAGCGGACAAAAGUAUCGUCUUUCGCUAGAAUUCCCCAACUCCUAUCCGUAUGCACCACCCGUUGUUAAAUUCCUCACUCCAUGCUAUCAUCCCAACGUGGAUCUAUCCGGAUCCAUCUGCCUCGACAUUCUCAAGGAUAAGUGGUCGGCCCUCUACGAUGUACGGACUAUUCUGCUAUCCAUUCAGUCGCUACUCGGUGAGCCGAACAACGACAGUCCGCUCAAUGCCCAGGCCUCGAUGAUGUGGACAAACCAAGUGGAAUACAAAAAGUACUUAGACUCGUUCUAUGAGAAGCACAAAGAUACAUAAUUCAAGCGGCUGCCCCUUGCCCCCAUCCAUCACCACCUUAAUUGUAGCAAAAUAUUCCCACACAAUACAAAUAUUUAUAUUUAUUAUUUUUUAAGGUUUUCAUUUCGAUAGUGUACCUACAUCCUGGCCCGGGCGCCGCUUUUAAUACAAACAUAUAUUUUUAAAUUUUGUUAACAAAUCGACUUUGUUCUUCGGGAGCAGUCGAAGUAUUUUAUGGUCAAAUUUAUUUUUCAUGUCACUUUUUCAUUUCGUUCUUUAUUUCUUUUAUUCGGAACAUUCAUCUUGUGUUUUUUUUUAGGCUCUUCGAUGAUAUUUACAAAAAUCUCAAAUAAAUAAAAUUUUCAAAAGUAUUUUUGUUAAAACUUAAAUUAAUUUUCCAUCAAAAACUGUUUUAGCAAAUUGUUUUUUGUUUUCUUUUUUUAAAGUCUUCUUUUAAUUAGGUAUUCUUAUUUUUUUUAUAAUUAAGAAGACUUGAGAUUAUUUUUGUUUGUUUUAUGUCUUUUUAAGUUCGAAAUUUAUGUAUUUCUCCUUUAACUUGAAUCACCCAAAUUCGAAAUAUACAAGGAUUUUAUUUAGAAGAAUCAAACAAAAUAUAUUAAAAAGGAAAAAUAAGAAAAAAAGUAGUUUUAAAAUGCAUAAAACAUUGGAAAUAUGGUCGACAGAAAUAUAUAGAAAACCAAAUCAAAUUUAAAAUGUAAAAAAUAAUUCAACAAAUAAAAUUUAAGUUAAAUAAAUGUU
Messenger RNA from Eupeodes corollae, 1465 nucleotides. It is a transcript of the gene vih, whose product is annotated as ubiquitin-conjugating enzyme E2 C. The coding region runs from base 200 to 727 and encodes 175 amino acids. The transcript is spliced from 2 exons. NCBI's taxonomy places the organism in Eukaryota, Metazoa, Arthropoda, Insecta, Diptera, Syrphidae. The record is from RefSeq and is a predicted model, not a curated record.